AUGUGGUGCCUUGUGUGUGGUUGGUGGUUAUCAGACGCAAACAGCCAGGCGCUUUUACCAACCAUUGCUGUGCAGGAUCUGGACCAUUUCAGAAUUAACAGGAAUUUGAAGAGUUAUCUAGAUGUGAUAGAAGUCUUCAUAGAGCCCGCAUCAGUAUCAUGCGAAGAUGUACCUUUGUUAGUUCUUGUGACGUCUUCGCCCACUCACUUUGAACAAAGAAGCGCAAUAAGAAGGACAUGGGGACCAUAUUUAGUCCACAUACUUCAUUUUAGGAUUAAAUGUACGCUCUGCGGAGAGUUUAGAUAUAUUUUUAUUCUGAAAACUCAUGCAGAAUACUACGCAGAAGCAAAACAAUAUAGUGACAUAAUUAUUUACAAUUUCCAAGACCACUAUCAGAAUCUGACCCUGAAGACAGGUCUCAUACUGCAGUGGACCGUCAGAAGGUGUUCCCCACGGAUGCUGUUCAAGACUGAUGAUGAUAUCUUUAUUAACCCUUGGAUGAUGAAUCGGCUGUUGCAGGAAUAUAGUGGGACAGACCUUGUGGGUAAAGUUCUGAGCUGUAAUGUAUUGCGGGAUCGCUAUCACAAGUGGUUCUUGCUGCGCUGGCUGUAUCCGAGCGACUCCGUGUCCGAAUAUCUCUCAGGGGCAGGGUAUCUUAUCAAUGGUCUGCAGCUUCUUCUUUCCGACCUGGUAGUAGACUCA
Brenthis ino (lesser marbled fritillary) is the source of this 702-nucleotide messenger RNA. NCBI's taxonomy places the organism in Eukaryota, Metazoa, Arthropoda, Insecta, Lepidoptera, Nymphalidae. The record is from the annotation of a GenBank genome assembly.